GAGGUUGGACUCUCACGUGCAGGCGUUGCCAGGACUCCCUUGGCUCCUGCAGUCUUUUAGUGGAGGGGCUGGUCCUCUGGGAGGACCGUGCAGACAGAAUCGGUAACCAUGCCAUGCUGAGCCAUAUUGGAGCGUGAGGCCAAAGGAAACACUAGUAAUACACACCGUAUGACUUCAGGUAGCCAGAUGGGGAACGAUAUUCUUGGUACUGAGCCAGAUAAUGCAAAGAUGAGAAGAUGAAAAGAGCCUCUGGUUAAGGUGAGACUGGAGAGUUUUUUCUUCCAGUCAUGAAGCAGUAAUUAUCCUUACUCAAAACAUUGCCAAUUAAGAUGGGACCACAAGCCAAGGCCUAAAAGAAAUUCCCAGACCCUGAUUGUCAGUAAAGAAAAACUGGAUCCGUAUCAUUGACCCUACACACUUUAGUUAACUGAAGCCUUGUGCUCCCUGAUUUAUUAAUUAUGAGAUCGAGGAGGGUAUCAUUUUUAUAGCUUAAGACGUUUUACCUUGACCCCACAAAAAUAUUCUUUGUUGGAAGACGGUGACGGUUAUCUAUCUCAAUAUCAAAGUCCACAGUAGUCUCUAUUAGUCUGUCAGUAAUGGACUUUAAUGGAUUCUCUUUUAGAGCCCCCGUCUCUAUCCAUAGGUUAAAGUCCAUGACACCAUUGCACUUGUGCCUUGUAACAUACGGGGAAAACAAAAGAGAAUGAAAACGCACUUAGCUAGCCAGUGGUGCCUGAGCAUCUAGGUAAGAAUUGAGAUGCUGAUACCUAAUAUAUUGGUUAAAGAGCUGUUCGUGACAUUUGCUAUUGGUUUGUGGUGCUGGGAAUGAUAACUUGGUCCCCAGUAAAGAGCACCAGUUGAAAGUGUGUUCCGUUGUUUUAAUUAGGCAGUUCUUCAGUCAUCAUGGGUAUCCGAGGACUAAUGAGUUUUGUAGAAGAUCAUAGUAAUGAGUUCUUCACUGAUUUGAAAGUGCGGGACACAAAAAUUGUCAUUGACGGCUAUGCUCUCUUCCACCGGCUUUGCUUCAACUCAAACUUGGAACUUCGAUAUGGAGGGGACUAUGACUCUUUUGCAGAUGUUGUACAAAAAUUCUUUGAAUCACUGUUUGCUUGUAAUAUCUGUCCAUAUGUUGUGUUAGACGGAGGAUGUGACAUUUCAGAUAAAAAGCUUAAAACUUUAAAGGAUCGAGCCAGAGAGAAGAUCCAGAUGGCUCAUUCCCUUUCUGUUGGUGGGGGUGGGUAUGUGUGUCCCUUACUCAUCCGGGAAGUAUUCAUACAGGUUUUAAUCAAGCUACAGGUGUGUUUUGUCCAGUGCUUUUCAGAAGCAGAUCGGGACAUUAUGACACUGGCUAAUCAUUGGAAUUGCCCUGUGUUAUCGUCAGAUAGUGACUUUUGCAUUUUUGACCUAAAAACUGGGUUUUGCCCACUGAAUAGCUUUCAGUGGAGAAAUGUGAACACUAUCAAAGGCACACGAGACUGCUAUAUCCCUGCCAAAUGCUUUUCCAUUGACGCGCUCUGCCGUCACUUCAGCAAUAUGAAUAAAGCUCUCUUACCUCUCUUUGCGGUGCUGUGUGGAAAUGAUCAUAUCAAUCUACCCAUCAUGGACACAUUCUUAAGUAAAGUCCGUCUGCCUCUUGGAGCUACCAGUUCAAAGGGGAGGAGACACCACCGAGUUUUGGGACUUCUGAAUUGGUUAUCUCAUUUUGCCAACCCUACCGAAGCACUAGAUAACGUUCUGAAAUAUCUCCCAAAAAAGGAUCGAGAAAAUGUGAAGGAAAUUCUCUGCUGUUCCAUGGAAGAAUACCAGCAAUCCCAGGUGAAGUUGCAGGACUUCUUCCAGUAUGGUACUUAUGCCUGUCCUGCCGCCUUGAAUCUGGAUUUACCAGAAUGGGUAUUAGGGGCAUUGGCCAAAGGCCAGCUAUCUCCUUUCAUCAGCGACGCUUUGGUGCUAAGACGGACCAUUCUGCACACACAGGUGGAAAAUAUGCAGCAACCAAAUGCCCACAGGAUAUCUCUGCCCAUCCGUCAAAUCAUCUAUGGGCUUCUUUUGAAUGCUUCCCCACAUCUGGAAAAUGUGUCCUGGAAUGCGUUGCCUUCUCAGCCUCCAGCUUUCAGCGAAGUGGAAAGGAUUAAUAAAAAUAUCAAGACAUCAAUUGUUAAUGCAGUAGAACUGCCCAAGGAUUAUUCUGACUUAAGCAAAUUGACUGAGCUCUCCUUGGCCAAAAGGCAGAUACUUCUGUUAGAAACCCUGAAGGUGAAACAGACCAUCCUGGAGCCAAUCCCUUCUUCAUUGAAGUUGCUCGUUUCAGUCAGUUGCUACUGGUUGCAGCACACAGAGGCCAAGGCAAAGCUACAUCACCUGCAGGCCUUACUGCUAGGGAUGCUGAUGGGGCCUUUGCAUGUCAUAAUCAACAGCCCUGGAAUUGUGGACCCUGCACCCAGGCAGGCUCAGUGCCUUGCUGCUCGCUAAUGGGUAAAAGAUAAGGAAGAUCUGCGGGAGGAUGGUGCUAGGAUGUUGUAUGAAGAGUUCCAGAGAGUGAAGGAGCAGACACGGCCGGGCACGAGACUGGACUUAGACACAGCUCACAUCUUCUGUCAGUGGCAGUGCUGUCUGCAGAUGGGGAUGUAUCUCAAUCAGCUGCUGUCCGCUCCUCUCCCGGAACCAGACCUAACUC
This is a messenger RNA of Neofelis nebulosa (Clouded leopard), 2674 nucleotides long. RefSeq names its product asteroid homolog 1 (gene ASTE1). The record is from RefSeq and is a predicted model, not a curated record. Gene Ontology annotation, molecular function: nuclease activity. The transcript is spliced from 5 exons. NCBI's taxonomy places the organism in Eukaryota, Metazoa, Chordata, Mammalia, Carnivora, Felidae. Bases 904 to 2469 code for a protein of 521 amino acids.